Rotaria sp. Silwood2 is the source of this 1590-nucleotide messenger RNA. NCBI's taxonomy places the organism in Eukaryota, Metazoa, Rotifera, Eurotatoria, Philodinida, Philodinidae. The record is from the annotation of a GenBank genome assembly.
AUGUCGAAAUUUACCUAUAAAAAUCGUUUAACAUAUAUUCCACCCUUGGAAAAAUUAGAUAAACUUACAAAUCAAUAUCAACCCAAACGAGUGGUGGAAGAAAAUCGAUACGAACAACUUUAUAAACAAGGUAAAUGUGAACAUUUUCAACCAUUAUCUAUUUAUAGAUAUUACCAUAUUCAUCAUCAAACACCUAUGGACGUACUUGAUAACUUAAUCGACUAUGCCAAUGAAGUAACAAGUUAUACCAUUGAUACUGAAGACCAACUUCAACCACAUCAACCAUCGAAAUCAGCUUUAUUACAAAUUGAAUAUGUUUACGAAAAUAAUCCAUCGAUUUUAUUAAUCAUUGAAAUGAUGCAUUUACCCGAACGAAAUGAACCAACAUUUAUUAAAAUUAAAAAAUUAUUAAAAAUUAUUUUUUCAAAUAAUCACACAAUUUAUUUAUGGGGCGGUAUCAAAAAAGAACUUAAACAUUUUUACAAAUUUGAAUUAUUUGAUGAAAAUGAUAUCAAUUGUGUUAAUGAACGAAAUAUACAAGAUGAAUUUAAAAGUUACUUCAACAAAAAUUAUCCGCUAUCACCUGAGAUUAAACUAAAAGAAAAUGAAACAUAUUCUCUUCAAUUUGCGAUUUACAAAAUAUUUAACCAAUGGUUGACUAAACGUUUUACUCUUGGAAAUUUUGGUUGUGGUUUGGAUCCAUCUUUAAAUACGAUAAUAAUACCACAACAAUUUUUAAACCAACAAAAACAAAUUAUAGAAGAUGAACAAGAAAUCAGAAAACUUAUGAUCACUUAUGCUUUGAACGAUUGCCUUGCUGUAACGAAGCUGAUAUAUGAAUUACCAUCUCCAACACAAUCAAUUACAAAUGAUUUUGAACCAAUAUCUGAUGAUGAAUUUGAAUUCGAUUAUAAAGAAGAACCUGUUAACAAAUGGCCAGUUAAUGAAAUUAGUUAUGAUAUAGAUGUCCAUGAAAAAAAUGAAUUUGUUAAAUUAUAUGAUGAUAUUAAAAUUAAUGAUGCACCAACAUAUGAUAUAUUAACCGGGAGUCAUGAUCGAGAUGAUUCUUUGGAAAUGAUUAGUGAUGAUGAUAUUGAUGAUAUGUCUUUACCUGAAGUAAUGAAACUUCAUUUUAUUUCAAACCAACAUCAAUUAAAUGAAUAUAAACAACCAUUAGAUUAUAGUGAUGAUCAAGAUAAGGGUCAUGCACAAAAUGAUCGUCAAAAUGAUAUUGAAAUUAUAUCCGAUGAUGAUGAACAACAACUUAAUAUAAAUAAUAAAUAUCAACAACAUUUAUCUGGUAAACCAUUAACAAGGAAUCAAAAGAAAAGCCGAAAAAAACGAGCUAAACGAUAUCGAUUUGAAGUAAUCAGAAAAAUCUAUCGUCAAUUUACAAUUAGACAAAUUAAAAAUGUUUUAAUAUAUAUGAAUAUCCAUUAUGUCAAUUUUAAUGUUGUUGGUAAUAUAUUAUUUGUUGGCGUUAGAGAUGAAGCAACCCGAAAAGAAGUAGAAGAAAAAUUAGAUAGUGGUAUGUUUACAGAAAAACACUAUCAACGUAUUCACAAGAAAACAAAUUCAAAAAGAGAAUAA